Histoplasma capsulatum G186AR is the source of this 828-nucleotide messenger RNA. RefSeq lists its product as uncharacterized. NCBI's taxonomy places the organism in Eukaryota, Fungi, Ascomycota, Eurotiomycetes, Onygenales, Ajellomycetaceae. The transcript is spliced from 2 exons. Bases 1 to 828 code for a protein of 275 amino acids. The record is from RefSeq and is a predicted model, not a curated record.
AUGGAGGGCGUCAAAUACGAUGGACAAGAUAUCGAGCAGAUGUGGAGGGAAGCGUUGGUUGAAUUCCAUAAGCUCAGUGGCCACGAUCCUAAGAAGUUUUCCGAACUCAGCAUCGGCGACGUGAUCGGAAAGAUCAACCAGCAGAAGGAACUCGACGACAAGAGAGCUGCAAAAUAUGGCAAGGCAAAGGAAGUUCUGAAUAAGACCCUAACCUGCAUUCAGACACUAGGAAGUCUUGUAGCCCAAGGCGCGUCGAUGGUGUUUGGUCCGUCCGGUCUCUGUUUUAAUGCCGUUUCAUAUCUUAUUACUGUUGCCCAGAAUUACAGCAAGAUCUUUAGUGGAAUUGCCGAACUCUUCGAACGCAUCUCUCACUUCCUCGAGCGUUUCGAAGUCUACGUGAGGUCAAAGUCCUUGGGUGUCGAACUGGAUAUUCACCUAAGAAAAAUAAUUCACGAACUUCUCCGGAGUUUCAUGCGGAUCUGUGCUUUAUCGAUAAAGAUUUCGAGGGAAAAUAAAUUAUUGCUAGCUUUGGAGGUCUUCAGCUUCGGAAGCGACAAGGGCGUCCAGGCAGAACUCGAUGUUCUCGAGGCGCUUGUGAAACGUGAAACCGGAAUGGGCGUUGCCUUGACACUAGAAUCUGCGAAAAUUACAGAGGGAAAUGUCACCACUGGAUUUGCAGAAACAAAAGGAUCGUUGCAAAGCCUGAAUAGUAAGGUUGAUGGCGUGACUGGGCAACUUAGCCGGGUUUCGAAUUUUCUGGAGCAGCGGGAGUUUACCGAAAGAAUGAACGAAACCGACAGAGCGUCUACGCGGAAUAGUGAGAAAUAA